Platichthys flesus (European flounder) is the source of this 5017-nucleotide messenger RNA. RefSeq names its product collagen, type IX, alpha 1b (gene col9a1b). The coding region runs from base 1307 to 4084 and encodes 925 amino acids. The transcript has 38 exons. NCBI's taxonomy places the organism in Eukaryota, Metazoa, Chordata, Actinopteri, Pleuronectiformes, Pleuronectidae. The record is from RefSeq and is a predicted model, not a curated record.
UCACGAACAUUCAACUGCGCGGUACUGCACAUACCCGAGACGCAGCUGACGCCACAUGCAAAAGUAACUGCGUGCAAACGAGACACUGAAGAAAAGGAUACACAGUUAUGAUGACAAUAUUUAUGAUUCUAAUUAUAAUAACAAUAAUGUUAAAAGUAACAGUAAUAAUAAUAAUAUUUUUAUUUAAUGAUUAUUAUGUUAUCAUUAUUAUUAUAACGGUUCUGUUAUGAUAUCAACAGCAUGAUUGAAUUAUACAGUUAGUCUGGUUUCAUUAUUAUAUUCUAUAAUUUAAUUAUUUAUGUAUUCAAAGUGUGUCGCACAUUGCAUGUCACCUGUUUCGAGCAGGUUGAAGUGAGCAGUGAUGAAGGAUGAUCACCACUCUCUAAGAUUUAUUGGGUAAGUCCUUGUAGAUUUGUGUCUCUGAUAUGCUUUACUAUAUAAUGUUUUUUGUUUAGUUCCCCUUAUCUGUGUCUAUGCAUGAGUCCCCAGGCCUGUUGUGAACAGGCUUAACACCACCUGCCAACCCUGAGGGCUGUAGUGCUGUUCUUUGCAGCCUGAGCAGUGAGUUCAGGCUGUUAUUAGUCCACUCUAACAUAUUGGUGCAAUUCAUGUUGCACCAAUCAAUUUAUAGUGAUAAGUAAUAAAUAACAGUGGACAGGGAGGUUUAAAAUCAUCUUUCUGAGUCAAACAUAUCCACUGUGGCAUCCUGACAACUGCGUUUUCUAACCACAUUGCAUUUCUAUGAAUUGUGUAUGUCACCAUAACACAAAAACAUACCCAUAUUUCAGGAAUUACUUCUUAAAUAAAGAAUGAGAUGUUUGUUUCAGCCUCCGGCCUCCCAGCUCCAGCACAAACACAACUGCAUCACUCUCAGCGUCUCUUGGAUCUGAGUUUGACUGCCUUCGGAAACAAUGCUGUCUACAUACCAUGCAACCAUAGAGAUCACAGAAAAUGUCCAUCCCAGGGUUGGGGGGCAAAUAAAGCCACCACAGGGUAACAUUGUCAUUCUCAAAGAGAGGUACAAAUGAGAUAUGGCUCUCAUUGUGUUCUUGAACAUUGAAUCCAAGGUGGGUACAGGAGAGCUCCAGUGGAAUGCAGAGUUGACACUGUGGGUUCUGCUGAGUCACUCCCCCAAAUAAAUGACAACAGUGAGGCCUAUAAGAACCCCCCGCAGUGUGACCUGGAGCAUUUCACUCCGGCUACUGGAGCAGCUCUGCGCCAUCUCUCCUGGGAAACAAUCUGAAGGAAACAUCCGGCUACAGGUGUUUGUUUUUUUGGUCUGUUUAUUUCCAGAUCAAGCUAUGAAAUGGGUGGAGUCAAAAGAAACAUCCUCCUGUACUCAUUGUGCUGCUGCUAUGUGAUCCCACAGUAUCUCUGCACAGGACUUCAUUCUCAGACUGUCCGGUUUUCAUCUCAAGUCAGUAGACAUUUGGAGCAGCAGGCCAUGUGCUUCCAGAUAAGCAUCGGGGAGGAUCGCUUCCCAGGAUUUUACAUUAUGUCCCAGUUCCACAUUGCUGAGCUGGCGAGAAGAGGCACUGUUAAAAAGGUCCCUGGAUCAUCUCCUCAGCAUGUUGCUUAUCAAAUAGGCCCAGCGUUCAACUUCAGAAUCAACACGAGGUCAGCUUAUCCUCUCGGACUGCCGGAUGAGUUUGCAUUUGUGGCUGUGCUGCGAAUGAGUGCCAGCACCAUAAGUAAAAACUGGAAUAUCUGGCAGAUGCAGGAUGUGAAUGGCAUCGAGCAGCUGUCUGUUAGACUCAACGGGGAGUCUAAGACUGUGGAGUUUACCUUCACAGCACUGGACACUGGGAUCAAGACUAUUGUCUUUGGUCCCCUGGCUUCCCUCUUUAAUGAGCAGUGGCACAGAGUGCUGCUGGACGUCAGCAGGGGAUCUAUCACCCUCUACGUGGACUGUGUCAUGAUCGGGUCUCAGAGCAUCCCAACCCUACAAAAAGUCAGCCUGGAUGGGUUCACGUUGAUAGGGAAACUCAAGGACAACCCUGCGAUGGCAAUCCCGUUUGAACUCCAGUCAAUGCUGAUUCACUGCGAUGUGACGCGAGCCCGGACGGAAGCGUGUUACGACCUCCCAGCCGGGACUUGGACCGAUGUGACGGAGGUGCAGAGGAGCGAAGGACCUGUUGGCCCUCCUGGACCUGCAGGUGUCCCAGGAAUUGAUGGCGUCGACGGGGAAAGAGGACCGGAUGGCGAGGAUGGGCUCCCGGGCCCUGAUGGUGAUUCAGGUAAACCCGGCUCCUCGGGAUUACCUGGAAUUCCUGGAAAUGAUGGUCUGACCGGCCCGUUUGGAGAUGCAGGACCCGACGGUCCCUUCGGACAGAAAGGUGAACCUGGACAAUCUGGACCCCGAGGGGCAACUGGUGUUGGGCCAGAUGGACCCCCCGGACCACCUGGACCUGGAGGACUUCUGGGUGAAUUGGGAAAAGUGGGACCAUCUGGGGCCAUGGGUGUGAGAGGACCACAGGGACCUAAUGGACCAACAGGGCCCAGAGGAGCAGCUGGAAUGCUCGGCAGUGCCGAACUGUGUGGAGACUCGUGUCCACCUGGGACUCCUGGACAUCCCGGCCUUCCUGGCAUGAAGGGUCACAAGGGUGUGAAAGGUGAAGGAGGAGAACCCGGGAAACAAGGGCACAAGGGUGAGGAGGGUGACCAGGGAGGUCAAGGAGAGGUCGGAUCCCAAGGACCAACGGGCUCCCAGGGAAACCGUGGAGCCAUGGGAAUGAUGGGCCCCAAGGGAGAGAUGGGAGCUCGAGGUCAUGAUGGAGACAUAGGUCCUCAGGGGGUCAUGGGGGCAACUGGGGAUCGAGGACAGAGAGGUGUGAUGGGCGAGCUCGGGCCUAAAGGGGAAACGGGCGCUCUAGGGCCAAGAGGAAUCACAGGCGUGCCAGGUCCCAAGGGAGAGUCUGGUUUACCAGGUGUGGAUGGUCGCGAGGGUAUUCCCGGGAUGCCGGGAGCGAAGGGAGGCGUGGGGAAGGCUGGUGUUCCUGGAGAGGUUGGACUUCAGGGGUUUCCUGGUAUGCCUGGUGCUCCUGGACCAAAAGGCUUAGGUGGCCCUAAGGGAGACUUCGGUCAGUCAGGCAUCCCUGGAACAUUGGGACCUGCUGGCAAAACAGGUGAACGUGGAGAACAAGGCGAGGUGGGACCUAUUGGACCCAUCGGCAAUGCUGGAGACAUAGGAGGAAAAGGCCCUGAAGGUUCAUCUGGAAAGCCAGGUGCCAGGGGACCCAAAGGUGACCCUGGCCUCCCCGGUCUCCCUGGUCCUUCUGGUCUUCCUGGUGUGAAAGGAGAGAGGGGGGAUCGUGGAGAAGGUGGACCCAAAGGAGAGCAGGGAACACAAGGUGAUGAGGGAAACCCUGGCGACAAAGGAGAACUUGGUGAAUCAGGAGAAUCUGGAGCUAAAGGAGAGGGCGGAAACCCUGGCGAGUCUGGCAGGAGAGGUCCAGAGGGAAGUCGAGGUCAGCCUGGCAUCGACGGGCCUCCCGGCACACCCGGACCGCGGGGCAUGCAGGGAAACAGGGGCCAAACUGGAAUCAGAGGAUCUCAGGGGCCUGCGGGUAAAGAGCCUAGUGAUCAGCACAUCAGACAAGUUUGCAUGCGAGUCAUGCAAGAACAGCUGGCCCAGUUAGCAGCUAGCUUGAGGAGGCCAGAGUCUGGCGCAGUUGGUUUACCUGGAAAACCCGGACCUCCAGGUUCUCAAGGGCCUCCUGGAGACAAUGGCUUCCCUGGGCAUGGUGGAGCAAGAGGCCUUCCCGGACUCAAGGGCCCACAAGGAUCCCUGGGAAAUAAAGGACCCAAAGGUGAACAGGGAGACAGAGGCUCCAGAGGGCCGACUGCACGAGGACCCAAAGGUCAGCCAGGAGCUCCUGGACUUCCUGGUGAAGCAGGCAAACCAGGCUACGGUCAGGAGGGUCGGGACGGGCAGAGGGGACCUCCCGGCACUUCUGGUCAGCACGGUGUGCCCGGGCCUCCUGGCUCAGCUGGCCCUAAUGGUUACUGCGACCCGUCGGCCUGUAACCUCCAGGCGGGGGCCGCCCACCAGUCUCUGGAUGUGAAGGGACCCGCAGGGAACUAAGAGCCACUCUGGCAGAGACAGAAAGACUGUUGGAUUAUCUCCCCCUGACCACACAUCAUUUUUCACACUUUUUUCCCUCGGGCUGUUGGUUGUUGUGGUGCCUUCGAUCCAUUAACCUCUAGUGUCGUGAGCGUGUUCUGUGGCAGCCACAGCUCCAUCGGAAGGAGACUCAAGUAAAACAGAGAAAAAACAAGAACAUUGUUUUUUUUUAUGUGCUGAAUAAAAUCCAGCUUUUUUUUUUUUUCUUGUUGUAUUUUUCUACAAGAGAGAUGUUUUGAUAUAUUCAGGGUAGUGAGUUCACAUUACUGAGACGAAAUGGAAUGACCAGAAAUGUUUGUUUAUCCCACUCUCCUCCCUCUGCUUUUAUCUCCUCUUCUCCAUUUACACUUGUUUCUCACACACUACAAUUAAUGACCCAAAUCAAAUCAGGGUUUUCAGGUAAAAUGCCUUUUUUGCUUUAGAAUAUUUUGCUCUUUAUGUGCUAAUGUACCAAACAUGCAGGCACCUUCAUAUUUUUUUGUAAAGAUUUUUAUUUUGUCCUGUUCCGGGCAUCGUUUCAGCCUUGGAGUUUGAAAUAAAAAGGAGAGAGGACGAGAAUGCCAUCAAGUCACACUGACUUCAGUUUGUUGUAAAUCUGUAAAAAAAAUAUGUUUGAAAUGUGGUUAUAUUAUAUUUCCUACAAAACAAGCUGAUGUGAGUGUACAGGAGAAACAGAAAGAGAGCAGCUGUGCCUAUACGUUAAUAUAAUACAGGAAUGAGGGAAAGCCUCAUUAUUGUGAGAAAUAAAGACAACGCACGCAGUGUUUAAUUUAUUCUGUAUACUGGUUUCUUUCUGUGAUGAUAUAUAUUGUAUAAUAUCAGAACAUGCAUGAAUCAAUGCUCCUGUUUUUUUCCUUUGAAAACUGUUAAAUAAAAAUCUCUUGUAGCUGUUCA